AGGAUCUGCUUUAUAGACGAAGUAUGGGCAUUUGGAGGGGCUCAUACGAGUUCGUAUAUUACUUGCUUAAAGGAUAGAAGCGAUCGCUUACUCCCUGAGUGUAUGAGACACAAGUACUCUAAGCUGCCUUCGUGGAUGUUCUGGGGGAGUAUAGUCGAUGGCAAGAAGGGGCCUGCUCUCUUCUGGGAAAAGGAAUAG
Hyaloscypha bicolor E is the source of this 198-nucleotide messenger RNA. RefSeq lists its product as uncharacterized. Lineage: Eukaryota; Fungi; Ascomycota; Leotiomycetes; Helotiales; Hyaloscyphaceae. The record is from RefSeq and is a predicted model, not a curated record. The transcript has a single exon. The annotation marks the transcript as partial.